Messenger RNA from Oldenlandia corymbosa var. corymbosa, 420 nucleotides. The record is from the annotation of a GenBank genome assembly. NCBI's taxonomy places the organism in Eukaryota, Viridiplantae, Streptophyta, Magnoliopsida, Gentianales, Rubiaceae.
AUGGUUAAUACUUUUGCAAAAGAAGCAAGAUUGUUCAGGAAAGGUUUAUUAAAAUCAAAAAGGUUGUCGCUUCAGUCACACAGAAGAAAUAAGCAAACAGUGGUGGUUUCUACAGUUCAAAUCAAUGAUGCUGUCACUGGUAAGGAUGCAAGAUUUACCAGGAAACAGAUUUUGAAAGGUCAGUUAGAUGGAGGUAUGCAUUCAGAUACCGUACAACCUCAAAAGCAUUCAGUAAAUAUAUCCAAAGCGGAACGUAUCAGUGCUAAACAUUCAAGAAUGUUAAGAAAUAACAAAUUAUACCGGAUCAGAAUGGAUAAGAAGUUGAAACUUCAGUCAGCCAUUAUUCAAAAUUCGAUAACACCAUCAAACUGUUCUGUAUCAGAUGGAACUGUUAACAAGUCAAGAUCCAACAUGAAGUAA